Danio aesculapii is the source of this 1677-nucleotide messenger RNA. It is a transcript of the gene wbp4, whose product is annotated as WW domain binding protein 4. The transcript has 10 exons. NCBI's taxonomy places the organism in Eukaryota, Metazoa, Chordata, Actinopteri, Cypriniformes, Danionidae. Gene Ontology annotation, cellular component: nucleus; precatalytic spliceosome. Gene Ontology annotation, biological process: mRNA splicing, via spliceosome. Bases 91 to 1317 code for a protein of 408 amino acids. The record is from RefSeq and is a predicted model, not a curated record. Gene Ontology annotation, molecular function: RNA binding; zinc ion binding; protein binding.
AGCGCCGGCAGUGAUCCCUCAUCAGUGAGCAUGAAGAUUUGAGGAGUAUUAAAGCGCAUUUAGUGGAUUUGAGAUCGUCAAACCUUCACAAUGGCUGAUUACUGGAAGUCGCAGCCGAGGAAGUUCUGUCAGUACUGUAAAUGCUGGAUAGCGGAUAAUAAACCCAGUGUCGAGUUCCACGAGAGAGGAAAGAACCAUAAAGAGAAUGUGGCGGCCAAAAUACAAGAGAUUAAGAAGAAGAGUGUGGCGAAGGCCAAGCAGGAGCAGAAGAUGUCCAAAGACUUCGCAGCGAUGGAGGAAGCGGCUCUGAAGGCGUACGAGGAGGAUCUGAAGAGACUCGCCGGACACACCUCAGGUGAGAGUGUGUGUUCUGCUAAAGCUCCAGCUGAAGCUCCAGUGAAGAAACAGAAGAAGCUGAAGCCCAGUUCAGUGAAGCCCCGCUCGGACCCCAGCAGCAGCAGCAGCAGCCGGACGCAGGCCUGGGUCAGCGGAACCACAGCCGACGGCCUGCUCUACUACUACAACACACUCACUGCAGAGUCUCAGUGGGAGAAACCAGACGGCUUUGUGGACGAGUGUGUAUCAUCCACCGCAGGACAAACACAGCAGGAGUCGUCGGGCAGUGCGUGGAUGGAGGCUGUGAGUCCUGAUGGGUUUACAUACUACUACAACACUGAGAGCGGCGAGUCCAGCUGGGAGAAGCCAGAGGAGUUGAGUUCAGACGAGGUGUCUCCUCCGGGGGUCGAUUCUCCUCGUAAAGAGACGGAGAGCGCAGCGCUGGACGAUUCCUGUCCUGCUCAGCCGGAACACACUCCUGAGGAGACAGCAGCAGAUAAAGCAGAAGCAGACGACAACACACAGAGCAGCGGCCCCAAGAUCAGCUUCAGGAAGAGAAAAGAAGAGCCGACCCAGACCCCAGCAGACGGUGGAGAACAGCAGAGCUCUGAUGAUGGAGCGAGCGGAGAGCAGAAGCAGGAGGACAGCGGAGUGACGGAGGCUGCGGUGGAGGUGGAGAAAGCUGCAGUGGUGGUGGAGGAGGUGAGGCCGGUGAAGAGAGCCAGAACCACCAAUCCAUACGGAGCCUGGGAGCAGAUCCAGACCCAGCCCGACCCAUAUGAGAGUGUGGACCUGCAGCUGCCGCAGGUGGAGGUGUGUGUUCAGAGUCCCGCAGCCGCCCCACAGACGUCCCCCCGCAGCUUUAAGGAGCGCAGCAUCAGCUCUCUGGGGGCCGACAGCAGCGCCGGCGCCUCCUUCAGGAAGAGGAAGACGGAGAACGGCAAACCCAGGAGCCUGCGGCAGAGGGCCCAGGACGACUAGCGGAACCAACACCGUACUGCCUCAGAAUACUCCUGUGAAUAUCUCCAGGAAUUAGACGUGCUUCUAGAUGUUACGCUCUGUGUGUGUGUGUGUGUGUGUGUGUGUGUGUGUGUGUGUGUGUGUGUGUGUGUGCGUGUGUGUGUGUGCGUGUGUGUGUGUGCGUGUGUGUGUGUGUGUGCGUGUGCGUGUGCGUGUGCGUGUGUGUGUGUGCGUGUGUGUGUGUGUGUGUGUGUGUGUGUGUGUGUGUGUGUGUCAGGAUAUUUUCUAUCUGGAGAGCCAGUGCCACAGUUUAAUGAACACUUCCAGAUGAGUUGAGGCUGUGAUGGCUCUCCACACUCAUUAAACUGAUCGAUGGCUCCA